AUUUUCCUGUUUAUCUGCCAACACACUCACUCAUACAUGCUAUCGCAUUACCCAAACCACUGUCUAUUUCUCAUAUAACUCUUAACUACUACCCUUCUUUUCUUCUCUUCUCUUCUUUCUCUCUCUCUUUCUUACAUUUUUCUAUUUGGGGCUUCAUUCAAUGAAACUUAGCAAAUCAUGGCUGACAAAUGUGAUCUCCAAAUCCAUAUCAAUGCUCAACAAACAUUCUUUCUCAAUCAGAAAAUUGUCUCAGCUUUCUCAGGGAAACUUAGAAAGUUGAUCAAACAAGAAAAGAAAAGAACCCAUAUGAAGAAUUUGAGUUUUUCACUUGAAGAUUUCCCAGGUGGUACAGAUGGGUUUGAGCUUGUUACAAGAUUUUGUUACAACAAUGGCAGAAUUCCAAUCACAGUUCACAAUGUUUCCCACUUAUAUUGUGCUUCAAUUUUUCUGGGUAUGACUGAUAAAUUCUCAAAUUGCAAUUUAUUGCAACAAUCUGAAACUUUUCUUGAAGGGAUGUUUCAUUGGUCUUGGAAUGAUGUGCUUAUUUGCAUAAGAAGUUGUGAAUCAUUCUUUUGUUAUGCUGAUUCAAGUAACCUUAUUGAUAAACUUGUUACAACUUUGCUUGCUAAAAUUGCUCAAAACUCUGAUAUUUCCCUGAUUUUCUCAUCAAAUUCUUCAUCUUCAUCUUCACCUGAUAACACUAUCAUGUCCAGAAGAAUUCGGCUUUCGAAUUCAUCAAGUAAAACCACACCAGAUUUGAGCAAACCAUUAUCUUCAUCAAGCACUAAUAAUACUACUACUUGUAGUAACACCAAAGCAUGGUGGUUUGAUGAUUUGUCUACACUUUCUCCAAUGGUGAUAGAGAGGGUUAUAAGGAGUUUAAGUGCUUUUGGGAGUGACAAUAACAGCUUAUUGCUUACAAAAUUUCUCCUACACUACCUUAAAAUCGCGCUAACGAGCAAGAAAACCGGCUCCAUUUACUCGAAAUCUGAUUACAGUGGUCUUGCUGAUACUGCAGUUUAUGGUGUGAUUUUGAUGGGGAAAACUGCAUUUUCUUGCAGAGCAUUGUUUUGGGUGAUGAGACUUGUAUCUGGGUUUGGACUUACUAAAGUUUGUAGAACUGGGUUGGAGAGAUUGAUUGGAAGUAUGAUUGACUUGGCCAAAUUAGAUGAUUUGUUAAUAUCUGGUCAUAGUACUGGUAGUAGUACUGAAAGCAGUAAUACUGUUUCUGGUGUUUAUGAUGUUAAUCUUGUGAUAAGAUUGAUUAGAGUUUUUGUACAUUGUGAUGGUGUAUCAUUACAAAGAUUGAAAAAAGUUGGUUGGUUGGUGGAUCAGUAUUUGGCAGAGAUUUCACCUGAUCAAAACCUUAAGAUCUCCAAAUUCAUAGGUGUUGCACAAAGUUUACCAGAUUUGGCAAGGGAUUGCUUUGAUGGUGUCUACAGAGCCAUAGAUAUCUACCUUGAGUCUCAUCCAACCCUCUCAUUCGAAGAACGAUCAAGGUUAUGUCGAUGUCUUAACUAUGAAAAAUUAUCAUUGGAAGCAUGCAAAGACCUAGCAAAGAACCCAAGAAUCCCUCCCAGGGUUGCAGUUCAAGCACUUGCUUCUCAGAAACAUGCAAAUUACGAACCCCCAACAAAGCCAGAACAAUUGGAAUAUUAUUGUGAAAGUCCUAGCAAAAACAAGAUGAGCAACAAACAAAUUGUUGUAUAUGGAUCAAAAGAUGCAACAACACCAAGAUAUGAUGAUGAACAAGACCUAGAGGAUGAUGAAUGUAUCUCACAAGGAAGUGAAGAUAUGAAGUUGAAUAUGCAAAGAAUGCAAUAUAGGGUAUUAGAAUUGGAGAAAUUGUGUAGAGAAAUGAAGGGGCAAAUGACCAAAAUGGUGAGGCAUAACAAAUCAUUGAACUCCCCUACAUAUAAUAGACCACCUAGACUUUGUUAAUUCCCUUUUCCUUAUAACCUUUUCCCUAUAAGUGUAUAAGAUGAUGCUUUUUUUUUUCUUCUUUUCCUCCCCACAUUUCAUGUGUUUAAAUUUUUUGUCUCUAAUAUUGGUACAAGUUUGUAAAUUUGAGGGCAUGCUUUGUUGUAUUUCAAUAUAUAAUGAAGUUGAAAUAUUA
Beta vulgaris subsp. vulgaris (sugar beet) is the source of this 2116-nucleotide messenger RNA. RefSeq names its product BTB/POZ domain-containing protein At3g19850. The record is from RefSeq and is a predicted model, not a curated record. Gene Ontology annotation, molecular function: protein binding. NCBI's taxonomy places the organism in Eukaryota, Viridiplantae, Streptophyta, Magnoliopsida, Caryophyllales, Amaranthaceae. The transcript has 3 exons. Bases 178 to 1941 code for a protein of 587 amino acids.